AUGAACGAACAUCUACGAAAGAUAUCAAAUAAAGAGCUUCAUACACACUAUCUUGGCAAAGAUAUACAAAGUGAACUUAUUCAACUGUUAGGAAAUGCUAUUAAGAAAGAAAUCAUACAAACAGCAAAUGCAAUGAAAUAUUUUUCAAUAGUUCUCGAUGGUACUCCUGACUGUAGCCAUGUUGAGCAAAUGACAAUAAUUAUUCGUUUUUUUAAAGUUGAUUCAUUGAAAAAAGAGUUUAGUAUCAAAGAACAUUUUUUAGGCUUUGUACCUUUAAAGAAAACAACUGGAGCCUAUAUGGCAGAAACGAUAAUACAACAACUAGAAGAAAUGGAGUUACCUAUUGAUAAUUUGCGUGGCCAAGGCUACAAUAAUGGCGCAAAUAUGAUAGGCAAAAAUAAUGGUGUUCAAAAGAAAAUAUUAAACAUUAAUCCUCGAGCAUUGUUUGUUCCUUGCAGCGCGCAUACUCUUAAUUUGGUUGUCAAUGAUGCUGCAAAUUGCUGUCUAAUGGCUACAAGUUUUUUUGAUAUUGUCCAACGUGUGUAUGUAUAUUUUUCGUCUUCAACACAUUGGUGGGUAGUUUUCACUAGUCAUCAACCUACGUUAACUGUUAAACCUCUAAGUGAAACAAGAUGGGAAAGCAGAAUAGAUGCUAUAAAGCCUUUGCGAUAUGAACUUGGUAAAAUAUAUGAUGCACUGCUAGAAAUAGCUGAUGAUACUUCUCUAACUGGAUCCUCAGGAAGCACUGCACGCAGUGAUGCUAAAGCACUUGCAAAUAGUGUUGCAAAGUUUAAGUUCGUGGUUUCAAUUGUUGUAUGGUACAACAUACUUUUUGAAAUCAAUAUAACAAGUAAGCAGCUCCAAGCUAAAGAUUUGGAUAUUCAUGCUGCUGUACAACAGUUACAACACACACAAGCCUAUUUGGUUGACUGUAGGAGUGACAUAGGUUUUGCAAGAAUGCUAGUGGAUGCUGCUAAAAUUGCUAAGGAUUUGGAGAUACCACCAACCUUUGAGGCAGAACCACGAUUACGGCGGAGAAAAAAGCAAUUUGCAUAUGAAGCUGAAGAUGAGCCUGUACAAGAUCCAAAACAAAAUUUCAAAGUGAGUUUUUUCUUUGCUAUACUUGACACAGCAAUAAGGUCGGUUGAAGAAAGGUUUGAACAAAUGAUGAAAAGGUUUGAACAAUUGAAUCUGUAUUUGGUUUCUUAUAUCAUAUUCAUGGUCUACAGAGUAAAACUUCACAAGAAAUAUUGGAAUGUUGCAUGA
Messenger RNA from Hydra vulgaris (swiftwater hydra), 1266 nucleotides. Its product is annotated as zinc finger MYM-type protein 1-like. Lineage: Eukaryota; Metazoa; Cnidaria; Hydrozoa; Anthoathecata; Hydridae. The record is from RefSeq and is a predicted model, not a curated record.